GAGUAUUUCAAUCCUGGUGGUUCUGUGAAAGAUCGAAUUGCCCUAAAAACCCUCUGCCUUACAAAAUUGUAAUAAAUGAGCCCAAAGAAGAGCCUCUUCCAGAGUCCCCCAGAACAGAGUUAAAAACAAAUAUUGAUGACCCGAAAGAACCUUCUCCUAAAGAAGAAUGAUCAUUCAAUAAAAGGACUCUGUACAUAAGAUUCAUAUGUCAUUUGUCCUUAUUUUGGAAAACCAAUUUUCCAAGGUUUUUUUAGAGGAUCAUAAUCUUUGCCAGAAACGUUUCCACCGCCAUACUAGACAAUUGAAAGAGUUGAAACAGUUUACUACCAAACGCCCAAUUUGCGUUCAAGAUCCACUAGAACUUGGUCGUAACGUAACAUCGGUUGAUGAACUCAAUCUAUCCCGCUUCGUUAUGCAAUGCUCUACUGCCAGAGAAAUUUUGCGCGAUGGCGGAAACUUCAUGAUGAUCGAUUUAUUGUCACCUAUACAAGAGUUGAAGGAGUACUUCGAUGUAUAUUUAUACAUGACAACUAGCAGUGUUCAACACCACAAUCAACUUCUCAAGGCAAAAGACGCCUUGGUAUCAACCUUCGAUCUAAGGGAUAUCUGGUUCACACGAACAAUAAACUUCUGUACCUUGGUUUUCCAGAGAAUUCUUGGAUUGAAAAUAGAGUCGGAAGGACAUUUCAGAAAUAAUCACUCCUACACAGUUUCUUCGAAGCGUCAACCAUGGCGGAGUCAAGAUGUUGAUAUGGAGAUAAUCGAAGAGAAAUUGAAAGUGUGCACAAUUGAUUCGGAAGAAGAUCUAUGGAACAAUUCAUGCGUUGAGUCUUGCAGUUCUUGUUCUGAUGAACCUGAGUUUAGAUGUUCUGUUAUGAUCACUUCCAAUACAACACUGUCUUGUGUAGAAGUGGAGUUCUUUCGGAAUGGCUGUGAUAAAGAUAUGUUUUCUACUUUGGCAAGUUACACGUGUAGAAAUUUGUUGAAAUGGUUUUAUAAGUAUGAGAAUUUGCGUUCAAGAUCCACUAGAACUUGGUCGUAACGUAACAUCGGUUGAUGAACUCAAUCUGUUAUGGUAUUACAGAACUCUAUGUUAAUAACGUUCACGUCGGUAACUGGCAAAUAUAAUACAAUCAUUUGUGUUAUUCACAAUAAAAUAUAAUAUAUUGUAUCUU
This is a messenger RNA of Harmonia axyridis, 1175 nucleotides long. RefSeq lists its product as uncharacterized. The transcript has a single exon. The coding region runs from base 206 to 1042 and encodes 278 amino acids. NCBI's taxonomy places the organism in Eukaryota, Metazoa, Arthropoda, Insecta, Coleoptera, Coccinellidae. The record is from RefSeq and is a predicted model, not a curated record.